Molecule: messenger RNA, 1535 nt
Organism: Daphnia carinata
Lineage: Eukaryota; Metazoa; Arthropoda; Branchiopoda; Diplostraca; Daphniidae
Gene: Efr
Product: UDP-xylose and UDP-N-acetylglucosamine transporter-like
Exons: 9
Coding region: 179-1168 (329 amino acids)
Biological process (GO): transmembrane transport
Cellular component (GO): endoplasmic reticulum membrane; Golgi membrane
Molecular function (GO): UDP-N-acetylglucosamine transmembrane transporter activity; UDP-xylose transmembrane transporter activity
Source: RefSeq, a predicted model, not a curated record
AGUAAAUAGCUGUCAAACCGGAUUCAAUUGUAAAGUUUUUACUAUAGAUGGAACGCAUAAAGCGGACUGUUUUAUCAUUUCUUGCCAAGUGUGAAUAGCGGGUUAGUAGGACAUUGACAUCAUAUUUUGGCAUAGCAGUUUUUGUAUCCAAAGUACAGUGCUCUAUUACAAAGGCAAAAUGAAGUCUCUUUUUGCCAUGCUCGUCGUUUUCAUCGGAUGCUGUUCAAAUGUUUUUUUCCUAGAACUCCUUAUAAAAGAGGAUUCUGGUUCUGGGAAUCUCAUUACUUUUGCUCAAUUUGUCGUGAUUGCAGUGGAAGGAUUUAUAACCACAAUGAGAUUUGGGACAAAGAAAACCGAAGUUCCAUUCACAGAAUACCUCAAAAUGGUCUUAAUGUUUUUCGUUGUAUCAGUUACAAAUAAUUAUGCUCUAAGUUUCAAUAUAGCUUUACCACUGCACAUGAUAUUUCGUGCUGGUUCCCUUUUGGCAAAUAUGGUUUUAGGCAUUUUAAUAUUAAAAAAGCGCUACACUACCAUGAAAUAUUUGUCAGUUAUUAUGAUUAGCAUUGGAAUCUCGGUUUGCACCAUUGCCUCUGCAAAAGAACUGAACCAUAGUGAGUCUGAAAACCAGAUCACUUCUGUUGGGGACUUUGUUUGGUGGAUGAUAGGAAUAUUGUUGCUGACCUUUGCUCUCUUUAUGUCUGCUAGAAUGGGUAUUAUGCAAGAAGUUAUGUACAGCAAAUUUGGAAAGCAUCCGCGCGAAGCUCUUUUUUUUACGCAUGCCCUUCCUUUGCCAGGGUUUUUACUCUUAUUCGGAGAUAUUUCAAAACACAUCCAGAUUGCAAAUAUGAGCGCACCGCUUGAUUCCACUGUUAUCAGUGUAAUUCCGUUUUUGAAUACCUUGCCAAGGAUAUGGAUUUAUCUAUUAGGAAAUAUUUUUACUCAAUCCAUAUGCAUUAACGCUGUGUUUGUCCUUACAACGGAGUGUUCAUCCCUUGCUGUCACAUUAGUCGUUACCCUGAGAAAAUUUGUUUCGCUACUUUUCAGCAUUUGGUACUUUCAAAAUCCAUUCACUACACUCCAUUGGUUUGGUACUAUUUUGGUUUUCGGCGGCACGCUCGUGUUUUCUGACAUUCCUAGCCUAAUGCGUCAGAAAUCUAAAGUCAAUUAAGAUAGAAUCAUAGUGCACACAUGAUUUUCUCCCAUAUUUUCAACUGCCCUAUUGUGACCACCCAUGUGUGUAGCACAUAGAUUUAAGAACACAUAUGCAUCCAAUCAGGUAAUUCUAUUUGCUUGGAUUGGAUUCUAUUUUUGCAAAUUUCAUUAGUUUGGCAUAGGACAACCUUGCGUCUCAUGUGUCACCGUGUUUAACCUUUUGGUGGAUAUGACUAUUAGAUCCGAUUUAAAAGCUGACAAACUUUUCAAUAAAGUUAGCAAUCCAGGUUUCAAUUAUUUAGUAAAUAUACAUGUUGAGAUUUUUGUUAGUCUCUAACUGAAUUUUACCCACGAAAAAGUAAAUAUAGCAUAAUGCAAGUGUG